Protopolystoma xenopodis is the source of this 210-nucleotide messenger RNA. The record is from the annotation of a GenBank genome assembly. NCBI's taxonomy places the organism in Eukaryota, Metazoa, Platyhelminthes, Monogenea, Polystomatidea, Polystomatidae.
GCUCCGGUUGUGCUGCUGCAUCCUCAGCCGCUUCCGCUACCAGUUCCAGCCUCAGCCCAACAGGAGGCCUUAGCGAAUUUCGACGGAAAGGACUCGAACGAACUGCGUCUUCAGAAUGUUUUGCUGCCGGAGGGUGCCAUCUUUCAACUUCCCUCUUGUAGCUCAGAGGUCACCUACGGACAUUCCACGGCCUAUUUUAGAGCUACGUGA